Molecule: messenger RNA, 852 nt
Organism: Parastagonospora nodorum SN15
Lineage: Eukaryota; Fungi; Ascomycota; Dothideomycetes; Pleosporales; Phaeosphaeriaceae
Exons: 2
Coding region: 1-852 (283 amino acids)
Molecular function (GO): oxidoreductase activity
Source: RefSeq, a predicted model, not a curated record
AUGUCUGCAAAUAAGCUCAGCAUAAACUCGACCCUCCCUGUCCCCGGAUCGAAGUACCAAAUACCCCAAAUCGGUUUCGGCGUCUACCUCUCCCCACCCGAGAAAUGCGUCAAUUCGUGUACCAAGGCGCUCGAAGCUGGAUACCGCCAUAUCGAUACAGCGCAAUACUACGCCAAUGAAUCUGACGUCGGCAAUGCAAUCAAGCAGGGCAAAGUCCCGCGCGAGGAAGUCUACAUUACGACCAAGAUCCUCAGCGCCGGCAACGACGCCGACUCGACAUACAAGAAGGUCGCUGAGAGCGUAGAGAAGCUCGCAGGCAAGGGGGGCUAUGUGGAUCUGUUCUUGAUCCAUACCCCCAAUGGCGGACCAGAGGCACGGAAGCUCAUGUGGCAAGCGCUGGAGAAAGCGAAGAACGAGGGGAUAGUGCGCGACAUUGGCGUUAGCAAUUACGGCAUCCAGCAUAUUGAAGAGAUCAAGUCGAUUGGCAAGGUUUUCCCUCCGGCUAUCAACCAGAUCGAGCUCCACCCCUGGUGCCAACAGCGCGAAUGCGUCGAGUACUGCCAGGAAAACAACAUCGUCGUUGAAGCUUACUGCCCGCUCGUUCGCAACGAAAAAGCAGACGACAAGACUCUCGCUAGCAUAGCGAAGAAGCACAAUGUCGGGCCCAAUCAAGUCCUCGUCCGCUGGAGUCUGCAGAAAGGCUUCGUGCCGUUGCCCAAGAGCGAUACGCCCUCUCGCAUUGUCAGCAACGCGGACGUGUAUAGCUUCGAGCUUGAUGAGGAGGACAUGAAGAAGCUGGAUGCGCUGGAUCAGGGCAGGGCUGGCGCUAUUGUGCAGGCCGUUGACAACUAG